Molecule: messenger RNA, 1062 nt
Organism: Phacochoerus africanus (Common warthog)
Lineage: Eukaryota; Metazoa; Chordata; Mammalia; Artiodactyla; Suidae
Product: olfactory receptor 51F1-like
Biological process (GO): G protein-coupled receptor signaling pathway
Cellular component (GO): membrane
Molecular function (GO): G protein-coupled receptor activity; olfactory receptor activity
Source: RefSeq, a predicted model, not a curated record
AUGGAACUGGAGGAUGAGGAUGGUCAAUCAAAGAGUACUGCAGAAGCUGAAUCUACGAACGCCUGGAGAUUAGAUGGCCCAGACGGUUAUGGUAGGCAGAAUUCCAAAAGGGCCCCCAAUGUUCCUGCCUCUUACACACUUGUUCAUUUUAAACAUACCACAUCCUCUUCCAUCACUUUCCUGCUGACUGGUGUUCCUGGGCUGGAAGCCUUCCACACCCGGAUCUCCACUGCCUUCUGCUUUCUCUAUGUGACUGCUCUCUCAGGAAACAGUCUGAUUCUCUUUGUCAUUGUCACCCAGUCAGGCCUUCACACACCCGUGUACUAUUUCCUCUCCAUGCUGUCCACCACUGACCCCGUCUUGUCCGUUUCCACCCUGGUCACCACGAUGGGCAUAUUCUGGUUCAAUGCCAGGGAGAUCGCCUUUAAUGCCUGCUUGUCACAGAUGUUCUUCAUUCAACUUUGCACUGCCAUGGAAUCUUUGGUGUUGUUGGCUAUGGCCUUCGAUCGAUUUGUGGCCAUCUCUAAUCCUCUUAGAUAUGCCUUUAUCUUAACUGAUCUUAAAAUGGCACAGAUUGGAGGGGCCAUCAUCACCAGGGGGAUGCUAGUACUGACUCCUAUGGUGGUGCAGCCUUGGCUCCACCACUCCUACUGCCUCCACCCUGACGUGAUGAAGCUCUCGUGCACAGACACCACAGUCAACAAUGCAGCUGGGCUGACUGCCCUGAUCUCUACCGUUGGUGUGGACUCAGUCCUCAUGCCCUUUUCUUAUAUUCUGAUCAUUAAGACUAUCCUCAGCAUCGCAUCCCCGGAAGAGAGGAAGAAAGCCUUCGGCACUUGUAUCUCCCACAUUGGGGCUGUUGCUAUUUUCUAUAUUCCAUUGAUCAGCCUGUCCUUUGUUCACAGAUUUGGGAAACGAGCCCCAGCCUAUGCACAUACUCUGAUUGCUAACACCUACCUGCUGAUCCCUCCUGUCAUGAACCCCAUCAUCUACAGUGUGAAGACCAAACAGAUACGCAGAGCUGUGAUAAAAAUUCUCCAUCCUGGAGCAGCAAAGAAUUAA